Molecule: messenger RNA, 1077 nt
Organism: Pararge aegeria (speckled wood butterfly)
Lineage: Eukaryota; Metazoa; Arthropoda; Insecta; Lepidoptera; Nymphalidae
Exons: 2
Coding region: 188-991 (267 amino acids)
Biological process (GO): regulation of transcription by RNA polymerase II
Cellular component (GO): nucleus; transcription regulator complex
Molecular function (GO): DNA binding
Source: RefSeq, a predicted model, not a curated record
UUGUACACAAAACUGCGGUGCGACGUCGCAUCGCAAAAACCUGCGACCUCGCACGACCCACCGCAAGAACAUACGAACUGAUUCGCAUCGCGUAUUUCUGCGAUGUUACGUCACACUUGUUGACCAUAUUAUGUUUAGUUCGCUCUGAGACUGCGCGUGGGCAAGACGUGUACUUUAAUGUAAAAAAAUGACAGAGUACGACGUUGAUUUUUUAAUAUCACUGAUUGAGGAGCGCCCUGUUCUUUGGGACACUAGUAAUGAAGAUUAUAAAAACAAAUUCAUCAAACAAGAUGCUUGGAAGGACGUAUGUAAAAGUUUAUUUCCAAAUUUCGAGGAAAAAGAAAACAAUGAAAAAACUAAACUUGGUAAUUCAGUAAUACAAAGAUGGAGGGGGAUUAAGGAUACCUUUAAUAAAUAUGAAAAGAAACUCAAAGAUGCAAGUAGGUCAGGGUCUGGAUCAAAAAAUAUAAAAGAAUACCAUCUGUACAAACAAUUACAAUUUCUUAAGAAAAAUUUACAAAAUGAGACCACUACCAGUAUAAAAGAUUUAGAAAAUGAGCCAGAUAAUCAAGAAGGUUCAUCUAAAACACGUUACCAAAAGCAACCACCAAAAAGAAAGAUGGUUAAUAAUAAUUUUGAAGAUGAUAUUGUAAAGAUUUUAAAGGAAACGGAGAAUAGACACAUAUCUUUUUUUAAAGGUAUUCUACCAUCUCUUGAAAGGUUAGAUGACAAUAAAACACUAAUCUUUCAGAGCAGAGUUCUUCAAAUUUUAACAGAAUUGCAUCAACCUCACGGCUACUACUAUCCGAAUAGCAACUACCAGGGUGGCUAUCAAACUCAACAUUUCGCUACAUCUCAACAAACGCCACUUGUACGUCCACAGUCAUCUGCGAGUUACAUACCAGAUCAAAUUGAUUCACCUAGUAAUGAUUUUUCUACCUCAAGCAUAUUAAGCACACUUUCAACUGAAGAAGACUUUGAUUUUACGUAAAUUUAAUCGAUUGUAAUAUUUGGAAAACUCUUUUCUCAAUAAAAACUUAUGUAAACAAUUAAUGUUUUACUUUACUUACCGGAUAG